Messenger RNA from Megachile rotundata (alfalfa leafcutting bee), 834 nucleotides. RefSeq names its product mitochondrial ribosomal protein L17 (gene mRpL17). The record is from RefSeq and is a predicted model, not a curated record. Gene Ontology annotation, molecular function: structural constituent of ribosome. Gene Ontology annotation, cellular component: mitochondrial large ribosomal subunit; ribosome. Lineage: Eukaryota; Metazoa; Arthropoda; Insecta; Hymenoptera; Megachilidae. Gene Ontology annotation, biological process: translation.
UAAGUUGCUAACUUCGUUACUUCCAUCAGUACCAACUUUUUUAAAAUGACAAAAAUACAUCAUUUAGUGUUGCUACAUAGAUCCUCUAAAAAAUUGGGAUAGUUCGGUGCAAUUUAAAAAAUAAAUUAUUCUGUCCUAAAAAACGUGUAUAUACUUUUGUUUAUGACUGUAAUUCAAACUUGUUGUAUAUAAGUAAUUGUAAACAUUAUAAUAACGAACAGAAAAAAAUGAAUCAAGCAAAUGUGGAGAAAUUAGUUUCAAAGUUAAAAUUCAAUAUUAGACCCGAGCCUCGCAAGUUAAAAAAUGUACUUGGUCCGAAAGGAAGAAUUUAUAAAAUUCAAAAAACAUUAACCGCUGUAAUUAAGUAUGAAAGAAUUGAAUUAAUUUACGAAAGAGCCGAUGAAACUAGAGGUUAUGUUGAACUAUUGAUAUCAGAAGCUCUACGUCACGGACCUGAGCAUAAAGAAAUGAUGGAACUUGCAAACUUCUGGAUUCUAGAAAAACAGCUCAUUCAUAAACUUUUUAAGGUAUUAGUACCAAGAUAUCAAAAUUAUACAACUUCGUUCACGAAGCUUCAUAAUGCACCAUCUAUAUAUCCAGGGUUUGCUUUCAGAAGAGCUAUUUUAGAACUAAAAGGGAACGUAUAUCCCAGCGUAGAACAAGUUGAUCCAAAUCAGCAUAAUCUACUUCAUAAUGUGCUACUCAAUGCAGCUAGGAAAGAAUAUAGAAUGGAAAAGUAUGAAGAAAUAGCUGCAAAUAUGAAAUUCUAAAUCAUUUGAAAAUAUUUUAUUUGUUAUCAAACAAUAGAAAAAUAUACAAUAUUGACAUGGAAUG